Messenger RNA from Humulus lupulus (European hop), 493 nucleotides. Its product is annotated as cytochrome P450 90D2-like. Bases 53 to 493 code for a protein of 146 amino acids. Lineage: Eukaryota; Viridiplantae; Streptophyta; Magnoliopsida; Rosales; Cannabaceae. Gene Ontology annotation, molecular function: heme binding; oxidoreductase activity, acting on paired donors, with incorporation or reduction of molecular oxygen, NAD(P)H as one donor, and incorporation of one atom of oxygen; iron ion binding. The transcript has 5 exons. Gene Ontology annotation, biological process: brassinosteroid biosynthetic process; sterol metabolic process; brassinosteroid homeostasis. The record is from RefSeq and is a predicted model, not a curated record.
AAUGGUGAAGCAAGUAUAGAAAAUUUUAGAAGCCAGGAAAAGUAGUAGUGGGAUGAUCACCAAAGAGGCUCCAAGAGAUGUAAUAGAUGUUCUUCUAAAUGACACAAGUGGUCAAUUAACAGAUGAUCUAAUAGCUGAUAACAUUAUAGAUAUGAUGAUCCCAGGAGAGGAUUCAGUUCCUGUUCUUUUGACUCUUGCAGUGAAAUAUCUCUCAGAUUGUCCUGCUGCCCUACAACAGUUACUAGAGGAGAACAUAAAGUUAAAAAGACUCAAUGAUCAGCUUGGGGAGCCACUGUGUUGGAGUGACUACUUAUCUUUACCAUUUACACAAACGGUCAUCACAGAAACACUAAGGUUAGGGAACAUUAUCAUUGGUGGCCAAAUGGGGGAGGCAGUAUUUCUGGGUUUUCAGCACUACAUUUUGGCCCUUGGAACUGCAGUGAUGAUCCCUUCUUUCCUUGUUCCUUACAUGGGUGGUACUGAUAGGGAAUAA